GUUCCGCUGCCGUCGCGAUCGACGGCCUCAACAGUGUUUGUGCUGUGUGGCCUGAAACCGAAUCUAAUGCUACACCAGUGAAGCUUUGUAUGCACGUCACUCGAUCGGCGAUUGGAGAACGAACGGUUUGAACGGAACCCCCUCGUGUGCCUCGUGUCACUGUGGACACAACCGUGGUAGUUUUCGCGUAUAUCGAUCCAAUCGAACAUUCGCUUCCAUUCGUGGUGAGAUCUCGAUCGUCCAGAGGGAUCCCGCUGCUGUUGUGCGUAGGCCGUGGGACAACGUUUUUAGGGGUGACAGAAGAAAAACUUUCACUUUUGCCACUCGAAAAAAGGGUUUAAAUUUUGGACGACAGCCACGCUACCGGUUUGUUAGUUUUGUGUGAGCUGCUUGUGCGAGUGGGCAGUAGUGAAAUGGACAUUCCUGUAUUUCGCGACAGUGACGAUCUUCGCGCGUGCAUGAGCUAAACCCCGGAGCAGUCGUUCAGUUGCCCUCUAGAGCAACACCAGAAUUCGUGGCACCGUCAACUCUACACACCCUACAAACGCAUAGAAAUUCGACACCGAGGAUUAAGAAACGAUGCCUAUCUGCACGCUACCUACGGUGACCAUUUACGAGGACUUUGAUAAGCUUAGUGCUAAGGAAGUGUACUUCACGGAGUCGGGCGAUAAGGUGACGGUCAAGCUGUUGCACUUUCCUAACCUCAGCCCGGAAGAGCAGGACCAUUUGAAGACCAUGUCGGACAGCGGUGACGAGCAUGGUGCGGGCAAUGGGGGAUCCGCCGGUGCAGGAUCGUCCAGCGAGACGGUACCGCGCAGUCGGAAGAAAUCCUUCACCCGCAAACUUUCGAACGAUGCCCGCAAAUUUUCGGCACUUACCAGUCGCAAGAAUUCGAAGGACGCUGAUCUGACCGCACAGAACAUUGCCCCAAACCUAGCGCCUAAUCAACAUAUGGGCGGACAGCAUCAUCAUCAUCAUCAUCACUAUCAUCAUCACCAUCAUCAAUAUCAGCAGCAACAGCAGCCGAAAGCACAUCAGAACAGCGGUACAUACCACCAACAUUAUCAGCAGUCGCUUCAGCAGCGGCAUCGAACGCAGAGUUCGUCGCAUUCGCAACACCACUAUCAGAAUCAGCUACCAAUACUGCAGCAUCCGGCGGCAGAUGCCGGAAUUGGCGGCCGGUCAGAGCAUGUGGGUGGUGGUGGCAGUGGCUCGUUGCGUUCCCGGAUGGGUGCGAACCGGUCACCCUCACCGCGCCAGUCCGCCAGUCUCUGUCCGGGGUACGAGCAGUACCAGAUGUCCCUGCUGGAGGUACCGAUGCCACGUGAUUAUGGCGAUGCAUCGAGUGAUGAUCUGAGCUCCGAAUGGGACUCGGACGUUCCGGACGUUCGACAUGAAUCUGGAGCGAAGCCUUCUGGAUGGCGUAAGUUACGUAACAUCGUGCAAUGGACACCGUUCUUCCAGACGUACAAAAAGCAACGUUACCCGUGGGUGCAGUUAGCCGGACAUCAAGGAAACUUCAAAGCCGGACCAGACCAAGGAACGGUACUCAAGAAGCUAUGUCCCAAAGAGGAAAAAUGUUUUAAGGUCCUGAUGAAGGAUGUCUUGAGACCUUACGUUCCCGAGUAUAAGGGACAAGUAAACAGUGAAGAUGGUGAAUCAACGUAUAUACAGCUACAGGAUUUACUCAGUGACUUCUACCAGCCGUGUGUCAUGGACUGUAAAAUAGGCGUCAGAACCUACCUGGAAGAGGAACUGUCGAAAGCCAAAGAGAAGCCGAAACUUCGAAAAGAUAUGUAUGAGAAAAUGAUACAAAUUGAUCAAAAUGCCCCCACCGAUGAGGAGCACCGUGCUAAAGGUGUCACAAAGCCACGCUACAUGGUGUGGAGGGAAACCAUUUCCAGUACGUCUACACUCGGAUUUCGAAUAGAGGGUAUUAAAAAAAGUGAUGGAACGAGCUCGAAAGAUUUCAAAACGACAAAAUCACGAGAUCAGAUCUGUGAAGCAUUCCGUGAAUUCGCCGACGGGUUUCCUCAUGCAAUGCCGAAAUACAUCCAGCGAUUAAAGGCCAUACGAGCGACGCUGGAAUAUUCGGAGUUCUUCAAAAGCCACGAAGUGAUAGGCAGCUCAUUGCUGUUCGUCCACGAUCGGCACAAGGCAAGCGUCUGGUUGAUUGAUUUUGCCAAAACGGUCGCACUACCGGAGAGCGUGGCAAUUACGCAUGACAGCAAGUGGAAGGUGGGCAACCACGAGGAUGGAUACCUGAUCGGGAUCAACAACCUAAUAGACAUCUUCAGCGAGGUGCACGAUCGUCAGACAGUGCAAUCGCUCACGGAGCGAAUACCAAGGCUUUCGUUGCCCGACGACAGCAACGGUAUCGAUGAGGACUUGCAACGUCACGACGAAUGCAAUCUGAACGAAGAGAUCUCACCUACCACUUUGCCCGCCGUUUCCAGCCGAUGUGGCGAUAAAAUCAACUGCGUCAAUAACAACAACAAUUACGACUGCAAACCAGAUGAUCAACAUCAGCAGUCGGUGGGUGGCGACCCUUCGGACAGUACGGGUUUGUGUGACUAUGUUGGAUCCAAUUCGGGCUGAUAUGGGCAGCCGACAAACGGGCGUAUGCUGUCAAACAAGGACUGAAACUCUCAGCAAAGUGUCUUAGCGAAAACUGUGAAACAUUUGAUGACUAUUCCAGCCAAGGCAGUUCUAGCUGGCAGACUAGCAAUAUAAGGAAUGGAUGAUACAUCGAUGUCGAAUUAUUGUCUAAGACACGUAGCUUCAUGCGUUGAAUGAGCUCAACGCUAUCCAUUGUUUAACCUAGCGAGUGAGAAUCGGUUGUUUAAUUUAUAAAAUACUACGAUCAAACACAAUUAGCAUUAGGAUAGAAUUAUAGCGUUAUUUACAUUAGCUAAAGUUGGCACAUUUUAAUACAUAUCUAUGAUGAAAACUAUU
Molecule: messenger RNA, 2955 nt
Organism: Anopheles moucheti
Lineage: Eukaryota; Metazoa; Arthropoda; Insecta; Diptera; Culicidae
Product: inositol-trisphosphate 3-kinase B-like
Exons: 8
Coding region: 580-2598 (672 amino acids)
Biological process (GO): inositol phosphate biosynthetic process
Cellular component (GO): nucleus; cytoplasm
Molecular function (GO): inositol tetrakisphosphate kinase activity; inositol-1,4,5-trisphosphate 3-kinase activity
Source: RefSeq, a predicted model, not a curated record